This is a messenger RNA of Penicillium malachiteum, 2142 nucleotides long. RefSeq lists its product as uncharacterized. Bases 1 to 2142 code for a protein of 713 amino acids. Gene Ontology annotation, biological process: nuclear envelope organization. NCBI's taxonomy places the organism in Eukaryota, Fungi, Ascomycota, Eurotiomycetes, Eurotiales, Aspergillaceae. Gene Ontology annotation, cellular component: nuclear envelope; meiotic nuclear membrane microtubule tethering complex. Gene Ontology annotation, molecular function: protein-membrane adaptor activity. The transcript has a single exon. The record is from RefSeq and is a predicted model, not a curated record.
AUGGCUCCAAGAAAUGCUGGGAAAGGGUACGUCGAGUUUGAAGAAAACGCAUUGAGACCUUGGGUUCCGGACAAUCCCCAUUUACCGCCCAUUCCCAUUAAGUCAUCGUUUGGCUAUGGCUCCCAAGUCCUGCCAGUUGCGCGUAGACCUACUCAAUUGCACGCACGGCCGGGGACCACCAAUCUUAAGGAAAUUGCCCGUUCAGUUAACGAGGCUGUUGAAAACAGUGAAUUGAAGGCCAUCUCCUCCAGAGAAGCCAGAGAGCAACGGUUGGCUUCAAGUAAGCGAGAGUCCGCUGUUCGUCGACGGACAAAACGAGAGCCGACUCCAGAUGAGACGCAAUUACAUCAGGGACUACGUGAGGCAACAGUAUCUCCGACAAAGGAAUCCUUCAGCCAGAGAUCAGAUCCAACACCCUCACCUCCAAUCCAAAGGGAUGUUUCUACCGACUCGAGUCCUGUUGCUGAGCCUCCUUCUCAACGUCGCCUUUCUGUCAUGUCGAAUAUGUCGAAUUCACCACUUUAUCCUUCGCCUCUUCAGCGAGGGGGCCAUGACACCUAUGGGCUCAACAGCCCAGAUAGCCGGAGCCGUCAAAGUUCAGUUGAUAAUGCGUCCGAAGUCUCUUGGAGUUUGGAACGUGAUAUUCACGAGGAUGAACUGCGAAGAACACGACCAAGCACUUAUGGACGUAACAUCACAGCACCUCCCCGACGCCCUUCUGGUCUGGGUAACAUAAUUCCUUCUGAUAUCCCCGAAGAGGACGAAGAGAAUGAUCAAGAUGAUGAGUCUGAAGAAAAUGAUGAAGAGGAUCUUGAGGAGACGAGCGACGAGGAUGAGGAAUCGUCACAGUCUGAAUAUUCCGACCAUUCCAAUUCUGAACUUAAGUCUCAGAUUGUGGAAAGCGUUUCAGGGGGUUGGACCGCCUCAGUGCGCACUAUCAUUCCAUCCUUGUUUCGUUCCGAACCUACCUUGGAGCCACUUCGGUCUUCAUCUCCGGAAGAAAGACGAGCCAGCAGACGGGCCUCAUCAAUACGGUCUGAAAUGUUCGAUCAAGUCGUGUCUCCCAAAAAGUCCAAUACCGGCAGCUGGAGACGACUGGUCUUCGUUAUUCUCCUUCCGUUAGCUCUUGCUUUGGUCUUCCGGUCCGGAUAUUUGAAUGACUUGCACCUCCCCGAUUUCCCUUCAUUCCCAUCCGCUCCUCAAUCCACCCCCAACGAAAAUGACUCCGCUACAGUCCAAAGACUCAAAAAACAGAUCUCCAAAGUGAACGAGCAGAUGUCUUCUAUGUCUCGCGAGUUGGUUGCCGUUCGAUCAGAAAAUUCUCGUCCCUCAAAUCCCACCUAUGUUAUGGGUCAACCUUAUGGCCAUCAAUCAGAAGUUCACAAGAUCAACUUCCUAGCCCCAGCAAUGGGCGUAUUGGUGGACCCAUAUCAAACGAGCCCGGGUUCUGUUAAACUUCCCUCCCUUUUUGAGCGUGUUGCACUCACAAUGCUUUGGCAACGUUCAAAACUCCGGGGUCCAUUACCCCCUUUGACUGCCCUAUCUCCCUGGCAAGAAGUGGGAGACUGCUGGUGCACUGCUCCACGAAAUGGAAUAUCUCAACUCUCACUUCACCUUGGUCGUGACAUUGUACCAGAGGAAGUUGUGGUUGAGCAUAUCCCAACCGGCGCUACGCUCGACCCGGGUGUCGCCCCAAAGGAGAUCGAACUGUGGGCCCAAUUCAAAAUAGUCCCUCUCCCGUCCGACUCAUUGGGCACCCGGAUUUCUCGCUGGAUGCCGUGGGGUUCUCCCAAGAUGUCUCAGCCGCUCGAGCCCGUCUCAUCGCGACUAAAGGGACUUGGAGGAUACAAAAUUCCCGGUGACAGCUCCCUACAUGAUGUUGUUAUGAACACCUUACGCGCUACGAACCGCUAUGACCCGGAUAGCGCCUUCUCAGACGACCCGCUUCUUGGCUCGAAUUUCUAUCGGAUCGGGAAAAUGAGAUAUGACAUCUUCAGUGAAUAUUAUAUCCAACGAUUCAGUCUCAACACCAUUAUCGACAUUCCAACAAUUCGAGUGGACAGGGUGGUAUUCCGAGUGAAAUCCAACUGGGGCUCAAACAAUACUUGCAUCUAUCGACUCAAGCUACAUGGCCAUAUUUGA